AACUCUCGUUUCUUGGUGGGGACAGAUAGCAUCUUCACCGUCCAAACCUUCUUCUCUCUGUUUUUAACAAAUAAUUUUAGUUUCUUUUGGUAUUUUAAGGGAUAACUGAAGUGGGUUCUAUUUUCCCUUUUUAUUCUACCAGGGUUUAAGCUGUUGUUCAUCAUCCCCUCAAACCUUUUAUGUGGCACUUUGAGUGGGGGAAGUCAAGGCAUUAAUCCUGCUUCUGUGUUUGAAAAGCAGCAUAGACACUUUGUUCAAUAUGGAUAAAGGAAUAAAAGGUAUUACCUGGGCGGGCAACUUAUGCAGGAGGCUUGAAGCUGUGUGUGUGGAAGCAGAAAGUAUCCGUCUGGAAGCAUCAGGACUUUUUCAAGAAACAGUGCAGGAAGUUCAACAAUUCUUUUCAGCACUCAUGGAAGAUGUCCUUCCUUCAUCUCCACAGGGUUCAGUGGAAGAUUGUGAACUUAUGGUUGCAGUUGAUGCUGAUGUCACAAAUGAUGACAAUUCAGUUAUUGAUGUUGAGGAAGAUCAUUCCAAGAAGGAGCUCCUUCAUUCAUCUCAUCGGGGUACAGUGGAAGAUGAUGGACCUGUGGUUGGAGGAGCUGAUGCUAGUGUCACAGACCAUGACAAUUCAGAUGUAGAUGUUGAGGAAGACCACUCUGAGAAGGAGCUGCGUCAUUCAACUUUGGUUGACUUUGUGGAGGUCCCUGAUUCUAGUUCAUCUUCUGAGAAAACUUCUGGUAGUGGAACCUUAAGAAAGUUAAAGCUCAGUAUCAAUGGAAAUGAAGAUCUUAUCAAGGAGGAAGAAAUUCAGCAGAAGGCAGUAUGCAAGUCUUUUAUGGAAACAGGAGAGGGUAGUUGCUCAGCUUCCAGUUCAAGCUCCACAGCAUCUUCUAUUUCUGAAACUUUGAUUCAAUCCUGUAAGGCUCAACUUCCAGAUACUGGUUUUACUCUUGACAAUUCUGUGGGAGAAUCAAGUGAAGAAGCCAGUCAUAAUGUUGUUGACAAGUCAGAACUGAAUCUUGAAGAAAGUUGUAUUAUUGUAGAUAGUAGUUUGCUUCAGUCUCUCUACUCUGAAGCAGGAAGAUGCAAGUUUUACAAGGGUGCCUCUCCUACAAAAAUGAGGAUAAGAAAGCGGCCCUUGGCCAAUUUUCACAAGGAUGGGAAUCUUAAUGUGGGAUCCAAUCAACAGAAAGGAAACAGCUUUGAACAAUCUUUUCUCAUCGUCGAAUCAGAAGCACCAGAGCAGGAGUUUUCUGGUUCUGAUUGGGAGAUUAUUUAGAGAACUUCUCCGCAGAUUACUUGAGUGCUGAAACUGCACCAGCUUUAUGACCUCUGCAAGGCUAGAUUAAGCUAAUAAGGAUAGAACACAUGCUUUUACAUAGAUGAGAGGAUAAAGAACUCAUUAAACCUUGAGGAAAUCGUUUUUUUUUUUUUGGGGGGGGGGGGGGGUGGUCUUUUCUUCUCUUUUUAGGUCAGAAAAUUCCUCUUGUUGAGUGCGAGAUUUUAAUUCUCUUGUUAUUGUGGUUGGUUCAUGCUUUUACCAGAGAUUGUGUAUUUUUUCCAUUUUCCAUGUUUAUAAUCCUUAAUCAAUUUUCGUUUUUCUU
Messenger RNA from Rubroshorea leprosula, 1604 nucleotides. The record is from the annotation of a GenBank genome assembly. Lineage: Eukaryota; Viridiplantae; Streptophyta; Magnoliopsida; Malvales; Dipterocarpaceae.